Lactuca sativa (garden lettuce) is the source of this 5922-nucleotide messenger RNA. The record is from RefSeq and is a predicted model, not a curated record. Lineage: Eukaryota; Viridiplantae; Streptophyta; Magnoliopsida; Asterales; Asteraceae.
UUCUAAACUAGUAGAAUCGCAGGACAUAAAAAGUGGGAAGUUUCUUGUUGGUUUUUCUUCCUCACUCUCGAAUAGGUGAACUUGGUUCGUUCAAUUCUUAGGGAGAAGAAGGAUGGGAAUGAAUGGGAAGACUGGAGUAGUCUCUUCAUUAGCCGAAAGGAAUUAGUCCCCACUAGCCUCAUUCGAAGAACGAACAAGAAAAGGCUUACUGUUUAGGUAGGAUAGAUCGAUGUGGUCCAAUGGCUAAAGCUCUGCCAGCUUCUUGUAGACUUACUUUAGGCUCCGAGUUCUUUUUUUUUAUGGUGAAAUUAUUCUUCGCCACUAGUGGCAACAAAGUUCUUGGUAAUUAGCAAGGGGGAAGGAAGAUCUCCACUCAUUUCAUUCAUUCAGUGCCUGCGGUGAGGCGCGACCCACAACAAACGAAGGGGGAAAGCUUGCUUUGCUUGCCUUAGCCCUAUUUUGAGGCUUGGUAAGCGUAAGCUAUUGUUGUAGGCUCGAGAAGGGUAGGCUCGCAGCUUCGCUCAGCAGAAGAGCCUGACUUUCUAUUAGUCAAGCGCUAGCGCCCAACCGGGCUUUUAAGGGAUAGGGAAAGGGAAGAAAAGAAAGAUGGUCACUCCUUUUAGGAACAUGGCUCGUUCAUUCACUUGCUCAUGAACUCGCAGCUUCGCCAGAAGCUACGAAGGGGGGCCUCGGCCCGGGAAGGGGAGAGUGGCCGAGUGGUCAAAAGCGACAGACUGUAAAUCUGUUGAAGUUUUUCUACGUAGGUUCGAAUCCUGCCUCUCCCACUUGUUUGUUGUAGACUUCAGAGAAGAGAAAAGAGGCAUUCGUCAGCGUAGGAAGGCCAACCGAGCGAAGCUCCUUUGGCCGUUCCGUGAAGUUCAAUUGUAUCGUAUGUUAGUUAGAGAGCUACUACGAUCUAUAGAUUCCCCAUCCAUAUCCAAUCCCAACGAGAAUAGAAGCGAGUAGCUUCCGGCUUGGCUUGUAGUCGUAGUCUUUUAGCUUAUAUAGUCGUCGGCCUUCCUACACGCACGCGCCCGCCAGAAUGCCUCCUUGGUUCGGUAUGAAGCCAAGCCGAUACAUACGAUAGGCGAAGGAAAAGACCCCCAUUUCAUAGCGCCUGGGGAACGCAAGUUUGAUCGAGGAUUGGAGAGGAGAGGUGGAAGAAAAGGCUCGGGAUGAAUUUAGGAGUCUUUGUGCGAGCCGUAUGCGGUGAGAGUCGCACGUACGGUAACGAGGGGGGUUCGUGUCUAUACGUGUAGUGUGGUGGUUGGGCCUACCCAUCCUAUUUGUUCCAUGAUCUAUGGGUCUACUGGAGCUACCCACUUUGAUCAAUUAGCCAAGAUUUUGACCGGAUACGAAAUCACUGGUGCUCGAUCUAGUGGUAUUUUUAUGGGGAUUCUCUCUAUCGCUGUAGGAUCCCUAUUCAAGAUCACUGCAGUUCCUUUUCGGGCGGCUGUAGGACGGACGGCCGCCUAUAGGUGGUAGGGUAGGGUGGGUGGUACCGCUCAGAUUGCGGCCAAUCUUCCUAACCGCGCGCGGGCCGGGCUUAGAGCACGUGAAACUCAUCACUACCUCGUAAGGGCAUUGAGACCAUAGCAUGUUACACGAAAGCGCCACUUUCUCUGUAGUAUUGUCAUACAGCUGCCCGCCUAGAAGAGCCACUCGCUCUGUAGUGUUGUCACACAAGAUAAGCACGCCACCCGCCUGCUGGCCGGGUGAAUCUAAGUUCUCUUCCGGUCAACUGUCCACCCAGUCAAGUGCAAAAAAACACAGUAGAAUCACGCAACGCACGCUGCUGGUGUGCUUCCUGCUCGCGAGGAAAGAAAGAAGAGCGACAAGGUUAAGUUCAGAUUUGACUGUUUGCAGCAUGGGAGCAGAUUACCCAAAAAAUACCUAGGAACAAUGAAAAAACAAAAAAAGAUAUCUCGGUAACGAAAACUAUAGGGGGCUGUAUUGGCGAGAUCCAACGGUGAACAGCUGCCCAAAAGAAAAACCGCCUGGAAGUCCGAGGACCUUUAGUAUUGUACUCUACCCCCGAACCAGCAGCCUUCGUGCCAAGCAAGACCGCCCUUGUCCCUUUCCUUUCUCCAUUCCGCCUCCUUCUUUGCUUUGUUCCAAUAGAGUCUAAGGCAAAGCUAAACUGGUUCGUAUGCCUACUUUACCUACUUGACGAAAGGGAACGAACUUCGUUUCGUUUCCGGGUUUAUGGAUUGGAUUCAGUCAGCCUCACUCCUUCCUUUUUAUGUUGUCGUGAUGGUUACCAGCGAACGCUCCCAAAGGCGACCCUCUCGAGUUUCCGGCUGUUUUCUAGAUUGAAGUAGCCUUUCGUCGCCCCGAAAGAAGUCACUAUCAAAGAGCUCGCCCUACUGAAGUACCAAAGGUGCGCUCAACCCGGUGACUAAGAAAUGGGUUUGCGCUUGAAUUGAAGUGAUGAGGUUUUUCGAGGGAAGUAGGGCUCUUAUUGACUAAAAGUGGGUUCUUCGCUUUCCAUUAGAAUGAAAGUUGCUAUGAAGCCCCUACUACUUACUUUGUUUGAUUCAAAAGGCGAACGGCCCCCCAACAAGUCGUAUGGGGUGGGGUGCUUGUGAUAAGCUGCCUUGGAUAUGAGGAAUUCUAAAAAAACAAAAAAAGGAAAAGUCCGGUAUUUGACGAAGAUCUUUCUAUCAAUAGAUAGGAAUGAGUGUUCGAUAUAGGGGAUAGAAUCCAUCUGCUCUUUCUCUCUCCAUUUUUCUUCCCCUCUAACGCGGGCCGGACGGCGGCGGGCACGGGAGGAAGAAAGCUAAGAGAAGACGCUCUUCUCUUAGGUACUUUUUUUCAGUCCAGGAAAGCGCUCUCUUUUUGUCAUCCCUGCUGCUUUCCUUUCCAGAUUUUUUAUUGAACGCAUGGCGUAGCUAGGACCCUUCAAAUAAUGUUUGAGCCUAUGUUCAAACCAAACAAACCCACCUCCUAUUUGGAUUUGAGUCAGGCUGGAAAGAAUGCCCGCCAAGUUCAGAUAAGGGAAUGCUUCCCCCAACCAUUAAAGGAAAGGCUCGACGAAGGGAGGGAGAUGCGGCGGGGGAAGGAAAAGGCUUUCGGAGAUCGAUAUUUUCUUUCUUUUUCAUCGAAAACGAAGAAGGCCGAGGAUGGCCUACGGUGCGUCUUAUCUGAAGGUAACACGCUUUUUCGACCGCGGGGUGGUAUGAUUGUCGGGCCCUCUCCUCGCUGGCCUAUUGGGAUAACAGCCUUCGGGCUUUGCCUGCCCUUUCUAAUAAAGAAUUCUGGCUCGGCCCGGGAAAGCGCUGGCAACAACAGAAAGGAAGGGGUCCAUGUAGCUGCUGCGCUCGCCCCCCUCUUAGUCAAUGGGGCAGUAGGUUUGGCAUCUACUACAAAAGAGAGAAUCCACUUUAGAUAACCACGCCUCUGCUAGGCAGCGUGUGGAAUGGCCGAGAGCGGACCUUAUUGGAUAUAUAAUCCAAGUCGAGAGUAGAGUUACGGGAACAGCCGUCUAAUGGAAAAUGACUUUCACGUUCGGUUCAGAGAGCACUUUUUUCAUUGAGAAUUCCUCGUUCCCUCUCGAUAGACCAGCGGCGAAUUCAAAACUUGUGGGGCCCUAUCUAUUCCAUCUCUCGAGCCCCGAAGAAAACCCCCUCCCCUUCGGAUUCCAUAUCUCUUUUGACUCUAUAUAUGUGGGCACCUGAUAUCUAUGAGGGUUCACCCACCCCGGCUACAACAUUCCUUUCUAUUGCGCCUAAAAUCUCUAUUUCUGCUAAUAUUUCACGUCUUUCUAUUUAUGGUUCUUAUGGAGCUACAUUGCAACAAAUCUUCUUUUUCUGCAGCAUUGCUUCUAUGAUCUUAGGAGCGCUGGCCGCCAUGGCCCAAACGAAAGUAAAAAGACUUCUAGCUCAUAGUUCAAUUGGACAUGUAGGUUAUAUUCGUACUGGUUUCUCAUGUGGAACCAUAGAAGGAAUUCAAUCACUACUAAUUGGUAUCUUUAUUUAUGCAUCAAUGACGAUAGAUGCAUUCACCAUAGUUUCAGCAUUACGGCAAAGCCGUGUCAAAGAUAUAGCGGAUUUGGGCGCUCUAGCCAAAACGAAUCCUAUUUCGGCUAUUACCUUCUCCAUUACUAUGUUCUCAUACGCAGGAAUACCCCCGUUAGCCGGCUUUUGUAGCAAAUUCUAUUUGUUCUUCGCUGCUUUGGGUUGUGGGGCUUACUUCCUAGCCCUAGUGGGAGUAGUGACUAGCGUUAUAGGUCGUUGGGCGGCCGGAAGGUUGCCACGAGUAAGUCAGUUUGGGGGACCGAAGGCAGUUCUCCGUGGACCGGACACGUAGCUUAUCGAAUCAGUUGCGACACGGAUGGGAAUGCAUGCUACGAAAGAGAGGGUCGAGUCUGAUACAUCAACCGUCUACUCAAUAUCCUUGUACGAGUCCACAAUCACUACACGAGAUGAACCUUGGUUAGGUGAAUUGAAGUUGGCCUUAGGUGUAAUAGGACUCCCAGUUACUAUACGCGAUCGUCUACUGAGGUGCUCCCCGCCGGUUGUUGGAACGAUGUGAGCCGGGCCGGUUCUCGAUUCAGAAAGAUGAAGGGCCGAAAAGUCUAAAUAGGGAGUUAUAAAUUCCCCAUCUCAUUGGGGGCGGAAAACGAAUCGACAUCUCGAUGUGAUACAGCCUUUUCUAUUUUAGUUGGGAAAGAACGGCGAAGUCCAUCCGAACCGUCCAAUGAAGAAUAAGAGGAGAGCAAAGCGCCAAUGGCGCGCGAAGCGCAUGCGGAACGGGCACGGAGAAGAGGAAGUUUGGAGGAGAAGCAGCCGAGCUCAUUCCCUUCGCUUCCUGGGCCCAAAGCAUUGUAGUCUUUCCUGGCCAAAUCAAGGAUUUGGGGCUUCUUGCUACGCUACUUCACUAGAAAAAUACUUUUUUAGUAAUAUAUAUAAAUAGAAAGAUAGAUCCAUCCAUCUAUCCUAUCCGAUUUCUAUUUUGAUAUCGAAAAAGAAUCUAUUUCAUUCAACGUUUGAUUCAAAGAACUGUGCUUAGCCCUCCCCCGCUCAUGAAAGGGCUCUGCUGCAAUGGAUGGCAGAGGGUCCGUAGUACUCGAAGCACUGGAGUGAUCCAGUAGCCGGGAAGGGGCCUAGAAGUGCCUACUACUACACCACACUACACUUGGCUCUACACAUUUACAGAGCUAACCCCUAUCCAGUGCCUGGCAGAGCUAAGGGGGCUUCAAUCCUUACUCUUUAUCCUCAUCUUCGCCCAGGCUAACGAGGCCUUACUUAUUCAGGGGGGAGAGUGGAGCCUCGAGAAGCACUGUUGAGAGGAAGAUCUUUAGCCCCUCUUCAUUCUCUAUAGGGUUCUAAACCUUUCUUCAACAUAGGUGACAAGGAGCGAGGCCGCGAUGGAAGAGAUCAAACACGGGAAUAAGAAGUAAUUCCAUUACCUUUUUUUCCAUUUUUAUAGAGGGGGAUGGAGAAAGUGGACAAAACAGACUCGUAUUUCUCAUCGAACAAAUACAGGAAAAGAAUCAUAUUGAAAACGCUCCUAACCCAAGCCCUUCCUUCGUAGAGCCAUGUAUUGUAAGUGAUCCGAACCUGCCCGGAGCGAGCCCCCAUAGAGGCAAGUGAAGUUGGUGAGCCGUAUGAUGGGCAACUAUCUCCUGCGGUUCGGAGAGGACUCAGCUGUUAUUAGUACCCCCUUGGUUUCGGGGUGGACCCUUUCACUCUAUUUUAUUAUAUACGCUUAGUGAAAAGAAUGUUUUUUGAUACACCUAGGACAUGGAUUCUAUAUGAACCAAUGGAUCGUGACAAGUCGUUACUACUAGCAAUGACUUCCUCUUUCAUUACUUCAUUCUUUCCAUAUCCCUCUCCUUUGUUCUCAGUUACUCAUCAAAUGGCACUCAGUUCAUAUCUUUAAUUUAAGUUCGAUCAUUGACAAGGUUCAAAGAAAGGGUGG